UUUCAAUCGAUUAAUGCCCAACACGAGCUACGAUUUUUUUCUCUCUCGUGCGCUCGCGAUGCGAAGAUGCGAGCGUUAAUUAACGCCGUGGAAUCCCUGCCUCGUGGAUUCGUGAUUUUAUUUACACAUAAUCGUCUCUGGUUUAAAUUGGUCGCGAGUUUACUCACGAAUCUCGCGCGAUACCGAUCUCAGGAAGCAAUUAAAACCACCGGGUCGAGUCUUUUGGAAAAGAAAAAGUAUAUUCCCCUUCCUCAGUCCGUCUUUGUUACGCUUUGCGAGCCGCGUGUUCGCGGAGGUCAUUCCAAUUUCCUUCGAAGAUGAUUGUUAUUACUAUAUACACAUCCGCCUUGUGAAUGUUUAUCCCUUCCUUGAGACGUCUCGCACGACGAUGGGAGUGUUUUAUGAAAAAUCAGUGUCCGGUGUGUAUUCGCGGGCGAACGAUGAAGACGCAAACGGGGACAAUUCUUGUUGCUUGUUUGGCGAUCGCGGCGUUUAAAAGUCCAGCCGCCAGCGUCGAGGUUUCAUCGAAAGUCGACUUAGAUUCGGACGAAAAUGAAGAUACGUCGAGCAACAUGGCCUUCGAUGCAAUCGAGGAUCCGAACAAAUCUGCAUCAUUAUCGCGUAUGUCUGAACAGCCGACAGCCGAUUGGCAUCGUGGGAGCGAGCUGGUAAAACCGAGGGAAACGAGGAAACGCCGGAUUUAUACCGCACGAGACGCCUCGUCCAGCCAGCCAAAGGUUAUCAAUAACAUUCAGAUCGUCGUGAAUGGCAACGGCAGUCUGCCGAGCGUGAAUUCGUGCAAACGCGGCAUAUGCAACGUGUCUGUUUCGUCGAAACCCGACGGGAAAGGAAACAUCGUGACCGAGGUGCAUCUCAGCAUCAUCACGAAGGCGAAGCCGGACGUUCUAGAGGUCAACGACGUACCUGUGAUCGACGGUUUUCGAGGUGCCAGCAAGGAAUUGAACGAACGACCGAUUGUUUAUCCGACACACUCGCUCAAUCUGCUGCAUUCGUACUUGCAUCGCGAAUAUAUCCCACAGAUUCAAACGAGCUACCAGGGAUACGGCGAACCGUGGUACCAACAUCGACGAAUUUUUCAACAACCGCCAGUGUAUUGGAAUUACCAGAGCUUCGGAGAUCGCGGCGAGGGAUUUCGGGGACACAAAACAUGGUCGCGGGAGAGACCCGUGGUGGACGACAAAAUUGAGCCGCCGCUCAGCAAGACCAAACCCAGCAAGGACACCACCUCGUGAUCCUACGAGAUCGCAGUGCUCUCGCGAUGCAAACGCUGCCAUGUGUAAAACGGUACGUUGUGGAUCAUGUUGAAUUCGAUUGCAAUGGAUAAUAAAGUAAAUAAAAUCAUUAUAAAAGUAACUCACGAGUUUAAUUUAUGUAUACAGUGUAAAUAUAAUAUACAAUAUAAUCUUGUAUAGUUUAAGCAAGA
This is a messenger RNA of Harpegnathos saltator (Jerdon's jumping ant), 1444 nucleotides long. RefSeq lists its product as uncharacterized. The transcript has 3 exons. NCBI's taxonomy places the organism in Eukaryota, Metazoa, Arthropoda, Insecta, Hymenoptera, Formicidae. The record is from RefSeq and is a predicted model, not a curated record. The coding region runs from base 354 to 1253 and encodes 299 amino acids.